AGAGGUGACGCAGCUAACUGAUGCUACAAGCUGCAUUAGUUUGGACUCGGUUCUGUUUCCUGCUGUCUCCGCUUACUGGCCUGACGUCUGUGAGCUCAGCACGAACUCGCCGUGGUCAAAGGAAAUCCCGCUGGUUUUAAAAUAUGGCGCUGGUGUGAUGUUGGUCAGUGUUAGCGCGGAGCUAGCUGCUGUUAGUUUGUUUUGCUAACCUGAGUUAACUCUGGAGGACAGCUGCUGCUCUGUGUCCACCAAUCACACUCAGCUGCUAACCGCGGGGUCUGGAUUUCGAUUUGUUCGAUAUAAAUCAUCUGAGCCAGCUCAGUUUCCAGCAGCAGACUCCUAGGCUGAGCCAGCCGUUAGCAGUGGAUGAGAAACCCGAAGCUACCUGUAUCCCCGGCAUGAUUCCUGCGGUUGUUUGAUGGGGAUUUUAAGGAUCGUGAUGCUGCCCAGGAUCCAGCUUUUGGCUGUUCUGGCAUUCGGAGUGGCAAUGCUGCUGAUAGAGAACCAGAUCCAGAAACUGGACGAUUCCAGAGCCAAGCUAGAGCGCACCAUCGCCAGACACGAGGUGGCCGAAGUAGAGCAGCGUCGCAGCGAAGACAGGGGUGCGCGGGAACUUAGACCGCUGGCAGAAAACAACGACAUGGUCAUCAUCUACAACAGAGUGCCCAAAACAGCCAGCACGUCCUUCACUAACAUCGCCUAUGACCUGUGUGGGAAGAAUCGCUUCCACGUCCUGCACAUCAACACAACCAAGAACAACCCCGUCAUGUCACUGCAGGACCAAGUGCGCUUUGUCAGGAACGUCACCUCGUGGAGAGAGAUGAAGCCUGGCUUCUACCACGGCCAUGUGGCUUAUCUGGACUUCUCAAAAUAUGGUGUGAAAGGUAAACCACUGUACAUCAAUGUGGUGCGGGAUCCCAUAGAGCGCCUGGUGUCGUACUACUACUUCCUACGAUUUGGAGAUGAUUACAGGCCAGGCCUUCGACGGAGGAAACAAGGAGACAAGAAGACCUUUGAUGAGUGUGUGUCGUCAGGUGGGUCUGACUGCGCUCCUGAGAAACUCUGGCUGCAGAUCCCGUUCUUCUGUGGCCACCAUUCAGAGUGCUGGAAUGCAGGCAGUAGAUGGGCUCUGGAACAGGCCAAAUACAACCUGGUGAACGAGUACCUGUUAGUGGGAGUAACCGAGGAGCUGGAGGACUUCAUCAUGAUCCUGGAGGCAGCACUCCCUCGCUUCUUUAAGGGGGCCACAGAGCUGUACAGAACAGGAAAGAAAUCCCAUCUGCGGAAGACCACGGAGAAGAAGCCCCCCACCAAAGACACAAUAACCAAGCUGCAGCAGUCAAACAUCUGGAAAAUUGAAAACGAGUUUUACGAGUUUGCGCUCGAACAGUUUCAGUUUGUGCGUGCCCACGCCGUCAGGGAAAAGGACGGGGAACUCUUUGUCCUUGGCCAGAGCUUCUUCUAUGAAAAGAUCUACCCGAAGUGAACAAGGUGUCAGCAGGAAAGCGUUAACGAGGCUGCACGGGGACGAGUCGGGAACGCUGCAGGAGACACCAAGCGCUGCUGGAUUCACUGGGAUCCCGUUCAGUACUGUGGAAUUUCUACUUUUUUAUUACUAGUGCAGCUGUUGAAAAACAGUUUAUACUGUGAGAAAGAAUUUCAUCUCUAACUGUGGCUCACUGCAGACCUUAAAGACAGGAAGUGGGUUUUUUUGCUGUGUUUGGGUGGACUUUCAAAAUAAAAGCAGCACACCUCAACUAGUUCAGCAACUUGAAAACUGUGUUUUUAAAAAAAGGAAGUCAGUUCACAUUGUUUAUGUAUUUUUAUUAAAAAUGUUUACAAAGUGCAGAUGGUCACGGCUGCAUUCCUACAUGCUGUAUUAAUGUUUUUGGACCAAAAGAAAACCGAUUGGAUCGUUGCAUCCUUCGAUGCGUGACUAGUCAUUUUUUUAUCCCACUGAGAUCAACUUUUAGAUAUUUAACACAUUAUUUCAGUGAUUCAUCACAGAUAUUAAUGUGCAGCUUUUUUUUUUUUUUUUUUUAGAAAAGACAGCUCCUGUUGUUUAGCCUGAAAGGACCACAAGCUGUAGGAAGGUACUAAUUAUUAAUAGCAGGAAUGUGCGGGUACAGUGUUACUGUAGGCGAGAACAGACUGACAGUGCCUUUACUGUAAUGUACAGAACAUAUCUGAUCAUUUUCCUGUGACCCCACAGUCAUUCUUUCCUUUUAUUUUGGUGUAUUCUUUCUAUGCUUCCCACUCACCACAAUAACACUGAGCAUAAAUACACAACUGUAAUGUUUGUGUGAAUGAUUUUCGUCUUUAAUUCAACUUAAUGUGAGUUUAACCACUAGUUCAGAGUAAGCUGUGAAGCAGAGCCGACUUAAGAGCAGGGA
Molecule: messenger RNA, 2393 nt
Organism: Archocentrus centrarchus (flier cichlid)
Lineage: Eukaryota; Metazoa; Chordata; Actinopteri; Cichliformes; Cichlidae
Gene: hs2st1b
Product: heparan sulfate 2-O-sulfotransferase 1b
Exons: 7
Coding region: 419-1486 (355 amino acids)
Cellular component (GO): membrane
Molecular function (GO): heparan sulfate 2-sulfotransferase activity
Source: RefSeq, a predicted model, not a curated record